AUGGACACCCCCAUCGCCGCCCCCACGGAUACCCUUAAGGAUACCCCUAAGGAUACCGCUAAGGACAACUUGAAUCCAAUGACCCCUAUCGACGCCUCUACAGGCCCUACCACCCCCGAGGACCCAUUCACCUUUCCUAUCCUCCCCGAAGGCCAAAUUUUCACGUGUCCAAAUAUAGGGAUUGAACAAAUCAACGAAUUUGCACGUGAACACGGUUAUGCAGUGAUCAAAGCGCGGUCAACUACAGCCAAAACGGGCAUAGUUAAGACCAUAUAUCUCCGGUGCAACCGUGGAGGUCAACUUAAGACCACUGCAUCGAUAUAUCGGACAACAACACGUGUCACAGGGUGCAAGAUGGCGAUAGUCCUACGUCGAAAGUAUCCUAGCUCCAAUUGGGUGCUCACAUACAGCCAUACAUCUCAUAAUCACCCACCUCACCGCCGCAUACACAUCCUACCCAUCGUCGGGUUGACCGCCGGGCCCUGCAAGCCCUAA
Messenger RNA from Penicillium malachiteum, 495 nucleotides. RefSeq lists its product as uncharacterized. Bases 1 to 495 code for a protein of 164 amino acids. The record is from RefSeq and is a predicted model, not a curated record. The transcript has a single exon. NCBI's taxonomy places the organism in Eukaryota, Fungi, Ascomycota, Eurotiomycetes, Eurotiales, Aspergillaceae.